Molecule: messenger RNA, 309 nt
Organism: Suillus plorans
Lineage: Eukaryota; Fungi; Basidiomycota; Agaricomycetes; Boletales; Suillaceae
Exons: 1
Coding region: 1-309 (102 amino acids)
Biological process (GO): tricarboxylic acid cycle; fatty acid biosynthetic process; acetyl-CoA biosynthetic process
Cellular component (GO): cytosol
Molecular function (GO): ATP citrate synthase activity
Source: RefSeq, a predicted model, not a curated record
AUGGCCAUCCAGGGCAUGUUGGACUUUGAUUACAGCUGUAAACGCGCGCGCGCCCCUGUGGCCGCUAUGAUUUACCCCUAUAGUGGACACCACGUCCAGAAAUUCUACUGGGGUACAUGCGAGACCCUUCUUCCCGUAUACACCUCUGAAGAGGCCGUGAAGAAGCGCCCCUACGUCAAUGUCGUCGUUAACUUUGCGUCGAGUAGUGUUUAUAGCAGUACGAUGAAGCGUUUGGGGUAUGAGAGUAUCAAGGCCAUCGCGUCGAUCACCGAAGGCGUGCCAGAACACCAGGCGAGGGAGAUUCUGUGA